This is a messenger RNA of Anas platyrhynchos (mallard), 16529 nucleotides long. The record is from RefSeq and is a predicted model, not a curated record. Lineage: Eukaryota; Metazoa; Chordata; Aves; Anseriformes; Anatidae.
AUGGGGUUUGGCAGGAGGAUACGGGUAACAGAAUGGACUUUCCUGUUAGCAGUUUGCUGUAUCCAUCAGACAGGAGCUCAGACUGAAAUACAGCAGGAAACAGGAAGUAUCUACACUGAGGUUGUUCAGCAGGAACAAAACAUUUCUGCUACAGUUUCACCUAAGGUCAACAUCAUCCAGACAAUGCUGACAAAUCCAAUAAUAACACCUUCCAACCCUGCUCACAAUGGCCACGUGUGCAGCACAUGGGGCAACUUCCACUUCAAGACCUUUGAUGGAGACAUCUUCUACUUCCCUGGGCUCUGUAAUUAUGUUUUUGCAUCCCAUUGCAACACUCCCUAUGAGGAUUUCAACAUCCAGAUGAGACGUACGGUAGUAGAAAAUACUCCAACAAUCAGCCGUAUUGCCAUGAAACUUGAAGGUGUAGCUGUUGAGCUAACAAAGGAUGUUGUCAUGAUUGAUAGCAAUGGAGUUCAACUGCCAUACAGCCAGGCUGGAAUUACAAUAGAGAGAAGCAGCAUUUAUGUGAAAGUUGUCAGCAAAAUGGGUGUUGUAUUUAUGUGGAAUGAAGAUGACAGUAUUCUGUUGGAACUGCAUGAGAAAUAUGCUAAUCAGACCUGUGGGCUUUGUGGAGACUUCAAUGGCAUUCCAAUUUACAAUGAGUUCUAUUCAAACAAUAUGAAAAUGACAGCCUUACAGUUUGGGAAUAUGCAGAAAAUGAAUGGGCCAACAGAAAACUGUGAAGACCCCACUACUUCCCUACCAGAUAAUUGCACAGAUACUUUUGAUGACAUAUGCCAGAAAACAUUGACCAGCUCUUCAUUUGCAGAAUGUAAUGAUCUAGUUGAUGUUACCGAGUACAUUAUGGCUUGCCAAGAAGAUUUGUGCCGCUCUGAAGAGUCAAAAAAUGCUUCAUGUAUCUGUGACACCUUUGCCGAAUACUCCCGACAGUGUGCUCAUGCUGGUGGGGAACCUCUGAACUGGAGAACCUCAAAACUGUGCCCCAAGACGUGUCCUUACAACAUGGAGUACCUGGAGUGCAGCUCCCCCUGCACUGAUACAUGCACCAAUCCUGAACGAUCUCAGUUUUGUGAAGAGCACUGUAUGGACGGCUGUUUCUGCCCCCCAGGAACUGUGUUUGAUGACAUAAACAAUUCUGGCUGCAUCUCCCGCCAACAGUGCUCUUGUAUUUACAAUGGCAAAACCUACACUCCAGGAACUUCUUUUUCAGACCAGUGCCAUUCCUGUACAUGUAACGGAGGCCAAUGGAGUUGCACAGACAUGUCAUGCCCAGGAAUAUGUUCAGUGGAGGGAGGCUCACACAUUUCCACAUACGAUCAAAAACAGUAUGAUGUCCAUGGAGACUGCACAUAUGUCCUUUCUAAGCACUGUGAAGAUGAAACAUUCACCAUCCUGGCAGAACUACGCAAGUGUGGCCUGACAGACACUGAAACAUGCUUAAAGACAGUGGCCCUCAGCAUGAAUAAAGGACAAAAUCUCAUUGUGGUCAAACCUGAUGGUGGUGUGUUUGUGAACUUGAUCUACACCCAGCUGCCCAUCUCAGCAGCCAAUGUCACCAUCUUCAGACCUUCAUCAUUCUUCAUCAUCAUUCAGACAAAUUUUGGUCUCCAGGUUGAAAUCCAAAUCACACCCAUCAUGCAAGUGUUCAUUAGAAUUGAUCAUCAGUUCAAAGACCAAACCUGUGGUCUCUGUGGAAAUUUCAAUAAUGUCCAAACUGAUGACUUCAAGGCCAUGAGUGGAGUAGUUGAAGGAACAGCAGCAGCAUUUGCUAAUACAUGGAAAACUCAGGCUUCAUGCCCUAAUAUCCAGAGCAGUUUUGAAAACCCUUGUGCACUCAGCGUUGAUAAUGAAAAAUAUGCUCAGCAUUGGUGUGGACUACUAACUGACAGUGAAGGACCUUUUGCUGAUUGUCAUUAUGCAGUGAAUCCUUCUACUUACCACACGAACUGCAUGUUUGACACAUGCAACUGUCAAAACAGUGAGGAUUGUCUGUGUGCAGCCCUCUCUUCCUAUGUGAGAGCUUGUGCUGCAAGAGGAAUCCAGAUAAGUGGAUGGAGGACUGAUGUCUGUUCAAAAUACACCACCUCAUGUCCCAAAUCCCUAAGUUACAGUUAUAACAUUGAUUCCUGUCAACCCACUUGUCGCUCUCUGAGUGAGCCUGAUGUCACAUGCAACAUUAAGUUUGUCCCACUUGAUGGCUGCACCUGCAUAAAUGGAACCUACAUGGAUGAAAGUGGCAAAUGUGUGCCUUCUAAUGAAUGCCCCUGUUACUACAGAGGAUCUCCCAUACCACUUGGAGAAGCUGUUCAUGACAAUGGGCUUGUAUGCACUUGCACACAGGGAAGACUGGAUUGCAUUGGAACACCUGAUCCAAUUCCAGUUUGUAAAUCUCCCAUGGUCUACUUUGACUGCACAAACACCACUGCAGGAACAACUGGUGCAGAAUGUCAAAAAAGUUGCCAGACUCUGGAUAUGAAGUGUUAUAGCACACGGUGUAUAUCUGGCUGUGUGUGCCCAGCUGGGCUUGUGUUAGAUGGGAAGGGUGGUUGUAUUCCUGAAGAGGAAUGUCCAUGUAUUCACAACGAAGCCAUGUAUCAGCCUGGGGAAAAGAUCAAUGUUGACUGUAAUACCUGUGUGUGCAAGGAUAGGAUGUGGGAAUGCACCGAAGAUCAAUGUCUGGGUACUUGUGCUGUUUAUGGAGAUGGGCAUUAUAUUACCUUUGAUGACAAAAGAUUCAGCUUCAAUGGAAACUGUGAAUAUACACUAGUCCAGGACCACUGUGGGAAAAGUGGCACAGUCAAUGGGACCUUCCGGGUUGUAACUGAAAAUAUUCCUUGUGGCAACACUGGGACAACUUGCUCAAAAUCUAUCAAAGUUUUCCUAGAGAGCUACGAACUGAUACUUGGUGAGGAGCAUGUCAGUGUGGUAAAGAGAGGACAAGAUGGUGAGGUGCCAUACACAGUCCGCUAUAUGGGUAUGUACUUGGUAAUUGAGACCACCAGCGGACUGAUUCUCAUGUGGGACAAGAAAACCAGCAUCUUCAUCAAGCUCAGCCCUGAUUUUAAGGGCCAGAUCUGUGGCCUGUGUGGAAAUUAUGAUGGCAACGGCAUCAAUGACUUUACUACAAGGAGUCUAUCUGUCGUAGAGAAUGUCCUAGAGUUUGGAAACAGCUGGAAAGUAUCUUCUACAUGUCCUGAUGCUAACAUCAUAAAGGACCCAUGUUCUACCAACCCCUAUCGAAAGUCCUGGUCGGAAAAGCAGUGUAGCCUCAUCAAUAGCAAUGUCUUUGCUGCCUGUCACUCUCAGGUUGAACCAGCAAAAUAUUACCAGGCAUGUGUGACAGAUGCUUGUGCCUGUGACUCUGGAGGAGACUGUGAUUGCUUCUGUACAGCAGUAGCUGCCUAUGCUCAAGCAUGUAGUGAAGUUGGUGUCUGCAUAGCCUGGAGAACCCCAUCAAUCUGUCCACUGUUCUGUGAUUACUACAAUCAACAAGGGGAAUGUGAAUGGCACUAUAAGCCUUGUGGAGCUUCCUGUAUGAAGACCUGUAGGAACCCAAGUGGAAAAUGCCUCCAUAACUUGCCAGGUUUAGAAGGCUGCUAUCCCAACUGCCCACCAGACAAGCCAUAUUUUCAUGAGGAUCAGAUGAAGUGCGUCAGUCUCUGUGACUGUUAUGAUAAUGAAGAUGGGAAGAUAUAUAGACGUGAUGAAUGUCACUUAUGUAACAGAAAACAAGACUUACAUUUCUUCUUUUUAAUUACAGAAAUCACAACCACAACACCAGUGACAACUGUAUGUGUGAAGAAUGUAUGUGAAUGGUCAGAAUGGUAUGAUAGCACACAGCCUAAAACCGGAGAGGACAGUGGAGACUAUGAAAAUUACGAAAAUCUAAAAAACAAUGGAUACAGUGUUUGUAAAAACCCAAGUGGAGUUCAAUGCAGAGCAGAAGAACACCCAGAUAAAGAACUAAAAUAUCUUGAUCAAAUAGUAGAAUGCAGUCAAACCAGAGGAUUGAUAUGCAAUAACAAAGACCAAAAAUCUAAGCAAUGCUAUAACUACAAUAUCAGAAUACUAUGCUGUAGUUAUAAACCAUGUUCAGAAAUACAAACAACUACUGCUAUAGAAACACCAUUUACAAUACAAACAAAAACACAACCAACAACUACACAAAAAACAGGACCUCAAAAAUCGGACAUAACAACAUUAACAACGAAAGUCACAAAUAUAUCAGAAAGCACAACCACACCAAAAGAACCAACCACAACUAGCAGUAGAGCAACCACCAUCAAGACAUAUCCCUCUGUCACAACAAGCACAACCACUAUCAUCAACACACCAACACAGCCCAUCACACCCAACAGCAGUGCCAGCACCAUCAAGACCUCCGUCCCUCUGACAGAAGGCACGAGCACCACCAUCACCACACCUACCAGCAGUGCCAUCACCAUAAAGACCUCUCCCCCUGAAACAAAAGGCAGCACCACCAUCACACCCACCCCUUCCUCUACACUACCCGAGCCGACAACGCCAACCAGUGCUGGCACCACGGUUGUGAUCAAGACCAGUGUCCCUCCGACACCGGGCACGACCAUCCUCAGCACAUCCACAGCGCCCACCUCACCCACCAGCAGUAAAAGCAGACCCACGACCACUGCAGAAAUGACCACAACGUCCUCCACAACGUCCAUUCCGGUCGAAACGUCCACUGCGGCGACACCUACUCCAGCAUCUCCCACUACCGCCUCUACGCUUCCCCAGUCAACGCUGACGACCACCACCAGCACCACGGUAAUCAGCACGACCCCCACCUCCCUGGCACAGAGCACAACCACAUUCACAGCCCCAAGCAGUGCCAGCAGCGCCAAGACCUCCACCCCCGUGACAGUGCCCACAACCACCAUCAUUUCCACACCAACAGAGCCCAUCACACCCAACAGCAGUGCCAGCACCAUCAAGACCUCUCCCCCUGGGACAGAGCCCACAACCACCAUCAUUUCCACACCAACGGAGCCCAUCACACCCAACAGCAGUGCCAGCACCAUCAAGACCUCUCCCCCUGAAACAAAAGGCACCACCACCAUCACACCAACAGCGUCCACCUCACCCACCAGUACCGCCAGCACCUCCACCACCACUGGUGGGUGCUAUGAGCGCUGUGCCUGGACUCAGUGGUUUGACGUGGACUCCCCAGGACAAGGUAGUGACGAUGGAGACAUAGAGACGUUUGCAAGCAUCAGAGCCGCUGGAUUUGAAGUGUGCAUCAACCCACGGGACAUCAACUGCCGUGCUGAAAACUACCCCAACAGGAGCCUGGAGAGCCUGGGCCAGGUACUGGAGUGCAGCGUCGAAAAAGGCCUUGUGUGCAGAAACAAGGAUCAGAUCAGCAAGUACCCCAUGUGCUUCAACUACCAGGUCAGUAUGCUGUGCUGUGACCGCAAACACUGUACGACAACACCAAGCACCACGCCAAGCUCUACAGCUAAGCCCACUCCCACAGAAACCUCCACUGAGACAAACCCAGACUCCCGCACCACCCACCCCUUCCUCUACACUACCCGAGCCGACAACGCCAACCACAGUAAAAGCAGACCCACGACCACUGCAGAAAUGACCACAACGUCCUCCACAACGUCCAUUCCGGUCGAAACGUCCACUGCGGCGACACCUACUCCAGCAUCUCCCACUACCGCCUCUACGCUUCCCCAGUCAACGCUGACGACCACCACCAGCACCACGGUAAUCAGCACGACCCCCACCUCCCUGGCACAGAGCACAACCACAUUCACAGCCCCAAGCAGUGCCAGCAGCGCCAAGACCUCCACCCCCGUGACAGUGCCCACAACCACCAUCAUUUCCACACCAACAGAGCCCAUCACACCCAACAGCAGUGCCAGCACCAUCAAGACCUCUCCCCCUGGGACAGAGCCCACAACCACCAUCAUUUCCACACCAACGGAGCCCAUCACACCCAACAGCAGUGCCAGCACCAUCAAGACCUCUCCCCCUGAAACAAAAGGCACCACCACCAUCACACCAACAGCGUCCACCUCACCCACCAGUACCGCCAGCACCUCCACCACCACUGGUGGGUGCUAUGAGCGCUGUGCCUGGACUCAGUGGUUUGACGUGGACUCCCCAGGACAAGGUAGUGACGAUGGAGACAUAGAGACGUUUGCAAGCAUCAGAGCCGCUGGAUUUGAAGUGUGCAUCAACCCACGGGACAUCAACUGCCGUGCUGAAAACUACCCCAACAGGAGCCUGGAGAGCCUGGGCCAGGUACUGGAGUGCAGCAUCGAAAAAGGCCUUGUGUGCAGAAACAAGGAUCAGAUCAGCAAGUACCCCAUGUGCUUCAACUACCAGGUCAGUAUGCUGUGCUGUGACCGCAAACACUGUACGACAACACCAAGCACCACGCCAAGCUCUACAGCUAAGCUCACUCCCACAGAAACCUCCACUGAGACAACCCAGACUCCCGCACCACCCACCCCUUCCUCUACACUACCCGAGCCGACAACGCCAACCAGUGCUGGCACCACGGUUGUGAUCAAGACCAGUGUCCCUGCGACACCGGGCACGACCAUCCUCAGCACAUCCACAGUGCCCACCUCACCCACCAGCAGUAAAAGCAGACCCACGACCACUGCAGAAAUGACCACAACGUCCUCCACAACGUCCAUUCCGGUCGAAACGUCCACUGCGGCAACACCUACUCCAGCAUCUGCCACUACCCGCCUCUACGCUUCCCCAGUCAACGCUGACGACCACCACCAGCACCACGAGCCCAUCACACCCAACAGCAGUGCCAGCACCAUCAAGACCUCUCCCCCUGGGACAGAGCCCACAACCACCGUCAUUUCCACACCAACGGAGCCCAUCACACCCAACAGCAGUGCCAGCACCAUCAAGACCUCUCCCCCUGAAACAAAAGGCACCACCACCAUCACACCAACAGCGUCCACCUCACCCACCAGUACCGCCAGCACCUCCACCACCACUGGUGGGUGCCAUGAGCGCUGUGCCUGGACUCAGUGGUUUGACGUGGACUCCCCAGGACAAGGUAGUGACGAUGGAGACAUAGAGACGUUUGCAAGCAUCAGAGCCGCUGGAUUUGAAGUGUGCAUCAACCCACAGGACAUCAACUGCCGUGCUGAAAACUACCCCAACAGGAGCCUGGAGAGCCUGGGCCAGGUACUGGAGUGCAGCGUCGAAAAAGGCCUUGUGUGCAGAAACAAGGAUCAGAUCAGCAAGUACCCCAUGUGCUUCAACUACCAGGUCAGUAUGCUGUGCUGUGACCGCAAACACUGUACGACAACACCAAGCACCACGCCAAGCUCUACAGCUAAGCCCACUCCCACAGAAACCUCCACUGAGACAACCCAGACUCCCGCACCACCCACCCCUUCCUCUACACUACCCGAGCCGACAACGCCAACCAGUGCUGGCACCACGGUUGUGAUCAAGACCAGUGUCCCUGCGACACCGGGCACGACCAUCCUCAGCACAUCCACAGCGCCCACCUCACCCACCAGCAGUAAAAGCAGACCCACGACCACUGCAGAAAUGACCACAACGUCCUCCACAACGUCCAUUCCGGUCGAAACGUCCACUGCGGCGACACCUACUCCAGCAUCAUCCCACUACCGCCUCUACGCUUCCCCAGUCAACGCUGACGACCACCACCAGCACCACGAGCCCAUCACACCCAACAGCAGUGCCAGCACCAUCAAGACCUCUCCCCCUGGGACAGAGCCCACAACCACCAUCAUUUCCACACCAACGGAGCCCAUCACACCCAACAGCAGUGCCAGCACCAUCAAGACCUCUCCCCCUGAAACAAAAGGCACCACCACCAUCACACCAACAGCGUCCACCUCACCCACCAGUACCGCCAGCACCUCCACCACCACUGGUGGGUGCCAUGAGCGCUGUGCCUGGACUCAGUGGUUUGACGUGGACUCCCCAGGACAAGGUAGUGACGAUGGAGACAUAGAGACGUUUGCAAGCAUCAGAGCCGCUGGAUUUGAAGUGUGCAUCAACCCACGGGACAUCAACUGCCGUGCUGAAAACUACCCCAACAGGAGCCUGGAGAGCCUGGGCCAGGUACUGGAGUGCAGCGUCGAAAAAGGCCUUGUGUGCAGAAACAAGGAUCAGAUCAGCAAGUACCCCAUGUGCUUCAACUACCAGGUCAGUAUGCUGUGCUGUGACCGCAAACACUGUACGACAACACCAAGCACCACGCCAAGCUCUACAGCUAAGCCCACUCCCACAGAAACCUCCACUGAGACAACCCAGACUCCCGCACCACCCACCCCUUCCUCUACACUACCCGAGCCGACAACGCCAACCAGUGCUGGCACCACGGUUGUGAUCAAGACCAGUGUCCCUGCCGACACCGGCAGUAAAAGCAGACCCACGACCACUGCAGAAAUGACCACAACGUCCUCCACAACGUCCAUUCCGGUCGAAACGUCCACUGCGGCGACACCUACUCCAGCAUCUCCCACUACCGCCUCUACGCUUCCCCAGUCAACGCUGACGACCACCACCAGCACCACGGUAAUCAGCACGACCCCCACCUCCCUGGCACAGAGCACAACCACAUUCACAGCCCCAAGCAGUGCCAGCAGCGCCAAGACCUCCACCCCCGUGACAGUGCCCACAACCACCAUCAUUUCCACACCAACAGAGCCCAUCACACCCAACAGCAGUGCCAGCACCAUCAAGACCUCUCCCCCUGGGACAGAGCCCACAACCACCAUCAUUUCCACACCAACGGAGCCCAUCACACCCAACAGCAGUGCCAGCACCAUCAAGACCUCUCCCCCUGAAACAAAAGGCACCACCACCAUCACACCAACAGCGUCCACCUCACCCACCAGUACCGCCAGCACCUCCACCACCACUGGUGGGUGCCAUGAGCGCUGUGCCUGGACUCAGUGGUUUGACGUGGACUCCCCAGGACAAGGUAGUGACGAUGGAGACAUAGAGACGGACAUCAACUGCCGUGCUGAAAACUACCCCAACAGGAGCCUGGAGAGCCUGGGCCAGGUACUGGAGUGCAGCGUCGAAAAAGGCCUUGUGUGCAGAAACAAGGAUCAGAUCAGCAAGUACCCCAUGUGCUUCAACUACCAGGUCAGUAUGCUGUGCUGUGACCGCAAACACUGUACGACAACACCAAGCACCACGCCAAGCUCUACAGCUAAGCCCACUCCCACAGAAACCUCCACUGAGACAACCCAGACUCCCGCACCACCCACCCCUUCCUCUACACUACCCGAGCCGACAACGCCAACCAGUGCUGGCACCACGGUUGUGAUCAAGACCAGUGUCCCUGCGACACCGGGCACGACCAUCCUCAGCACAUCCACAGCGCCCACCUCACCCACCAGCAGUAAAAGCAGACCCACGACCACUGCAGAAAUGACCACAACGUCCUCCACAACGUCCAUUCCGGUCGAAACGUCCACUGCGGCGACACCUACUCCAGCAUCUCCCACUACCGCCUCUACGCUUCCCCAGUCAACGCUGACGACCACCACCAGCACCACGAGCCCAUCACAACCAACAGCAGUGCCAGCACCAUCAAGACCUCUCCCCCUGGACAGAGCCCACAAACCACCAUCAUUUUCCACACAACGGAGCCCACAACCCACCAUCAUUUCCACACCAACGGAGCCCAUCACACCCAACAGCAGUGCCAGCACCAUCAAGACCUCUCCCCCUGAAACAAAGGCACCACCACCAUCACACACACCAACAGCGUCCACCUCACCCACCAGUAACCCGCCAGCACCUCCACCACCACUGGUGGGUGCCUAUGAGCGCUGUGCCUGGACUCAGUGGUUUGACGUGGACUCCCCAGGACAAGGUAGUGACGAUGGAGACAUAGAGACGUUUGCAAGCAUCAGAGCCGCUGGAUUUGAAGUGUGCAUCAACCCACGGGACAUCAACUGCCGUGCUGAAAACUACCCCAACAGGAGCCUGGAGAGCCUGGGCCAGGUACUGGAGUGCAGCGUCGAAAAAGGCCUUGUGUGCAGAAACAAGGAUCAGAUCAGCAAGUACCCCAUGUGCUUCAACUACCAGGUCAGUAUGCUGUGCUGUGACCGCAAACACUGUACGACAACACCAAGCACCACGCCAAGCUCUACAGCUAAGCCCACUCCCACAGAAACCUCCACUGAGACAACCCAGACUCCCGCACCACCCACCCCUUCCUCUACACUACCCGAGCCGACAACGCCAACCAGUGCUGGCACCACGGUUGUGAUCAAGACCAGUGUCCCUGCGACACCGGGCACGACCAUCCUCAGCACAUCCACAGCGCCCACCUCACCCACCAGCAGUAAAAGCAGACCCACGACCACUGCAGAAAUGACCACAACGUCCUCCACAACGUCCAUUCCGGUCGAAACGUCCACUGCGGCGACACCUACUCCAGCAUCUCCCACUACCGCCUCUACGCUUCCCCAGUCAACGCUGACGACCACCACCAGCACCACGGUAAUCAGCACGACCCCCACCUCCCUGGCACAGAGCACAACCACAUUCACAGCCCCAAGCAGUGCCAGCAGCGCCAAGACCUCCACCCCCGUGACAGUGCCCACAACCACCAUCAUUUCCACACCAACAGAGCCCAUCACACCCAACAGCAGUGCCAGCACCAUCAAGACCUCUCCCCCUGGGACAGAGCCCACAACCACCAUCAUUUCCACACCAACGGAGCCCAUCACACCCAACAGCAGUGCCAGCACCAUCAAGACCUCUCCCCCUGAAACAAAAGGCACCACCACCAUCACACCAACAGCGUCCACCUCACCCACCAGUACCGCCAGCACCUCCACCACCACUGGUGGGUGCCAUGAGCGCUGUGCCUGGACUCAGUGGUUUGACGUGGACUCCCCAGGACAAGGUAGUGACGAUGGAGACAUAGAGACGUUUGCAAGCAUCAGAGCCGCUGGAUUUGAAGUGUGCAUCAACCCACAGGACAUCAACUGCCGUGCUGAAAACUACCCCAACAGGAGCCUGGAGAGCCUGGGCCAGGUACUGGAGUGCAGCGUCGAAAAAGGCCUUGUGUGCAGAAACAAGGAUCAGAUCAGCAAGUACCCCAUGUGCUUCAACUACCAGGUCAGUAUGCUGUGCUGUGACCGCAAACACUGUACGACAACACCAAGCACCACGCCAAGCUCUACAGCUAAGCCCACUCCCACAGAAACCUCCACUGAGACAACCCAGACUCCCGCACCACCCACCCCUUCCUCUACACUACCCGAGCCGACAACGCCAACCAGUGCUGGCACCACGGUUGUGAUCAAGACCAGUGUCCCUGCGACACCGGGCACGACCAUCCUCAGCACAUCCACAGCGCCCACCUCACCCACCAGCAGUAAAAGCAGACCCACGACCACUGCAGAAAUGACCACAACGUCCUCCACAACGUCCAUUCCGGUCGAAACGUCCACUGCGGCGACACCUACUCCAGCAUCUCCCACUACCGCCUCUACGCUUCCCCAGUCAACGCUGACGACCACCACCAGCACCACGGUAAUCAGCACGACCCCCACCUCCCUGGCACAGAGCACAACCACAUUCACAGCCCCAAGCAGUGCCAGCAGCGCCAAGACCUCCACCCCCGUGACAGUGCCCACAACCACCAUCAUUUCCACACCAACAGAGCCCAUCACACCCAACAGCAGUGCCAGCACCAUCAAGACCUCUCCCCCUGGGACAGAGCCCACAACCACCAUCAUUUCCACACCAACGGAGCCCAUCACACCCAACAGCAGUGCCAGCACCAUCAAGACCUCUCCCCCUGAAACAAAAGGCACCACCACCAUCACACCAACAGCGUCCACCUCACCCACCAGUACCGCCAGCACCUCCACCACCACUGGUGGGUGCCAUGAGCGCUGUGCCUGGACUCAGUGGUUUGACGUGGACUCCCCAGGACAAGGUAGUGACGAUGGAGACAUAGAGACGUUUGCAAGCAUCAGAGCCGCUGGAUUUGAAGUGUGCAUCAACCCACGGGACAUCAACUGCCGUGCUGAAAACUACCCCAACAGGAGCCUGGAGAGCCUGGGCCAGGUACUGGAGUGCAGCGUCGAAAAAGGCCUUGUGUGCAGAAACAAGGAUCAGAUCAGCAAGUACCCCAUGUGCUUCAACUACCAGGUCAGUAUGCUGUGCUGUGACCGCAAACACUGUACGACAACACCAAGCACCACGCCAAGCUCUACAGCUAAGCCCACUCCCACAGAAACCUCCACUGAGACAACCCAGACUCCCGCACCACCCACCCCUUCCUCUACACUACCCGAGCCGACAACGCCAACCAGUGCUGGCACCACGGUUGUGAUCAAGACCAGUGUCCCUGCGACACCGGGCACGACCAUCCUCAGCACAUCCACAGCGCCCACCUCACCCACCAGCAGUAAAAGCAGACCCACGACCACUGCAGAAAUGACCACAACGUCCUCCACAACGUCCAUUCCGGUCGAAACGUCCACUGCGGCGACACCUACUCCAGCAUCAACGCUGACGACCACCACCAGCACCACGGUAAUCAGCACGACCCCCACCUCCCUGGCACAGAGCACAACCACAUUCACAGCCCCAAGCAGUGCCAGCAGCGCCAAGACCUCCACCCCCGUGACAGUGCCCACAACCACCAUCAUUUCCACACCAACAGAGCCCAUCACACCCAACAGCAGUGCCAGCACCAUCAAGACCUCUCCCCCUGGGACAGAGCCCACAACCACCAUCAUUUCCACACCAACGGAGCCCAUCACACCCAACAGCAGUGCCAGCACCAUCAAGACCUCUCCCCCUGAAACAAAAGGCACCACCACCAUCACACCCACCCCUUCCUCUACACUACCCGAGCCGACAACGCCAACCAGUGCUGGCACCACGGUUGUGAUCAAGACCAGUGUCCCUCCGACACCAGGCACGACCAUCCUCAGCACAUCCACAGCGCCCACCUCACCCACCAGCAGUAAAAGCAGACCCACGACCACUGCAGAAAUGACCACAACGUCCUCCACAACCAUCACCCACUACCGCCUCUACGCUUCCCCAGUCAACGCUGACGACCACCACCAGCACCACGGUGAUCAGCACGACCCCAACCUCCCUGGCACAGAGCACAACCACAUUCACAGCCCCAAGCAGUGCCAGCAGCGCCAAGACUUCCACCCCGUGACAGUGCCCACAACCACCAUCAUUUCCACACCAACGGAGCCCAUCACACCCAACAGCAGUGCCAGCACCAUCAAGACCUCUCCCCCUGAAACAAAAGGCACCACCACCAUCACACCAACAGCGUCCACCUCACCCACCAGUACCGCCAGCACCUCCACCACCACUGGUGGGUGCCAUGAGCGCUGUGCCUGGACUCAGUGGUUUGACGUGGACUCCCCAGGACAAGGUAGUGACGAUGGAGACAUAGAGACGUUUGCAAGCAUCAGAGCCGCUGGAUUUGAAGUGUGCAUCAACCCACGGGACAUCAACUGCCGUGCUGAAAACUACCCCAACAGGAGCCUGGAGAGCCUGGGCCAGGUACUGGAGUGCAGCGUCGAAAAAGGCCUUGUGUGCAGAAACAAGGAUCAGAUCAGCAAGUACCCCAUGUGCUUCAACUACCAGGUCAGUAUGCUGUGCUGUGACCGCAAACACUGUACGACAACACCAAGCACCACGCCAAGCUCUACAGCUAAGCCCACUCCCACAGAAACCUCCACUGAGACAACCCAGACUCCCGCACCACCCACCCCUUCCUCUACACUACCCGAGCCGACAACGCCAACCAGUGCUGGCACCACGGUUGUGAUCAAGACCAGUGUCCCUGCGACACCGGGCACGACCAUCCUCAGCACAUCCACAGCGCCCACCUCACCCACCAGCAGUAAAAGCAGACCCACGACCACUGCAGAAAUGACCACAACGUCCUCCACAACGUCCAUUCCGGUCGAAACGUCCACUGCGGCGACACCUACUCCAGCAUCUCCCACUACCGCCUCUACGCUUCCCCAGUCAACGCUGACGACCACCACCAGCACCACGGUAAUCAGCACGACCCCCACCUCCCUGGCACAGAGCACAACCACAUUCACAGCCCCAAGCAGUGCCAGCAGCGCCAAGACCUCCACCCCCGUGACAGUGCCCACAACCACCAUCAUUUCCACACCAACAGAGCCCAUCACACCCAACAGCAGUGCCAGCACCAUCAAGACCUCUCCCCCUGGGACAGAGCCCACAACCACCAUCAUUUCCACACCAACGGAGCCCAUCCCACCACCUGCACCUCCUCCACACGUCCAUCGUCGAACCAUGCGGCAACUACUCAGCAUCUCCCACUACCGCCUCUACGCUUCCCCAGUCAAGCUGACGACCACCACCAGCACCACGGUGAUCAGCACGACCCCAAACCUCCCUGGCACAGAGCACAACCACAUUCACAGCCCCAAGCAGGCAGCAGCGCCAAGACCUCACCCCCGUGACAGUGCCCACAACCACCAUCAUUUCCACACCCAACAGAGGCCCAUCACACCCAACAGCAGUGCCAGCACCAUCAAGACCUCUCCCCCUGAAACAAAAGGCACCACCACCAUCACACCAACAGCGUCCACCUCACCCACCAGUACCGCCAGCACCUCUUUUUCUUCUACCAAUGAAAGUACCACCAGCUCUAUUUUUUCCACUAGUUUUACCACCACUGGUAGCCCAGUCCCCUGCAGUAUGGUGGAAUUAUUUGAACCAAAACCUGUGCUGUGCUAUGAACUAAACUAUGUUUUGUGCUUAACAGUAUCUACAUCUGGUACCUCACAGUCAAGUCACGUAACAACAAGCACUUCUGCGAUUUUCAGUUCUUCCCUCACCACACCUUUCACAACAGAAGCAAGUACAAUUGUUACAUUAAGCAGACCAACUCCAUGUUUUUGUCACGUCUCUGGUGAUUUUUUUUCUCCUGGGGAAGUUGUAUACAACAAAACAGAUAGGGCUGGAUGUAGUUUUUAUUCGCUUUGCAGCAAUGAAUGCGAAAUUGCCCCAUUUCAAGGGCCAUGUCCUCCAACAACUCCUUUAACUUCAGAGUCCUCAAAAACAACAACACAAGCCUCCUCAUCCACAGAACACAUAUUUUCUUCUGUCUCACCAACCACAGCAACAUCCCUCACAACUGCAACAGAAAGAAACUGUACUGAUGUCAGUCCUCCACGAAAGCCUGGAGAGAAAUGGACAAGUGAAUGCCAGGACUGUGAAUGUAACCCACUCAAUUCUACUGUGCAAUGUCAGCCACGCCUAUGCCAAAUAGUUCAGACACCAAUUUGUGAGAUAGGAUUUGUUUCCACACCUGUAUUACCAUCAGAAGACCCAUGUUGUCCUAAAUAUGAAUGCAGUAAGUAUUUACGAAUACCCAACAUCUGUGUGGUCAAUCGCACAAUGUAUACGCCUGGAACGUCCAUACCAAUUGAUUCAUGUAAGAAUUGUACCUGCAGUUCUGAAAAGGAUCCAGUGACUAGUGCCAAUAUUGUGCAGUGUGAACCAGUGCAAUGUGAAACAUCUUGCCCACUGGUUGAUGAGACUCUGCCACUUGAUCUCUGCAACUACUACAAAUGUGAAAAAAUUGAAGAUCAAUAUGUUACAGUCCAAACUAAAAGAGUGUGCCCUGAAUUCGAUCCAACAGAGUGUGAUCCUGAUGAAACAGAGACUACUCCUGAUGGCUGCUGCAAGAUAUGUAAACCUACAAACUGCAAAGUUUACAGCACAAAAACAGUGAUCCGACAUGAAGACUGUGAAUCUUCUGAACCUGUUGAGCUGGCCUCUUGUCAAGGGACUUGUCCUGGCUCCUCUGUGUAUUCUUUUGAAGCAAACCAGAUGCAACAUGAAUGUAGUUGCUGCCAGGAGUUCAGCAGCCAAACAAGAGAGGUGACCCUGACUUGCCAAAAUGGAACAAGCAUAAAUUAUAACUAUGUCUAUGUGGAACAGUGCCAGUGUAUGAAUGCAUGCACUUCACAGAUCUCUCAAAUAGAUGAUUACCAAUCAAAAAUCAGUGAAAAACUGACAUGAUCAUUGCCAAAAGAAAACAGAGCCUAGGGAAGCUAGAAUCACAUCUUCCUGAAAAAUAACCUGCACUUCUUCUUUAACUGAUACUAUUUCAGUUUGUUAUCUUUUAUCUUACUUUAUUUUUUUUGUAAAAACAGGUUUUUGUUUUGUUUUGUUUUAUUUAAAUGAUACAGUUUUAAAAGUGAAAAAUAAAUGACCAUGUAAAAUAUCUUGCUGUACAUUAUGGAAAUAGGUCAGUAUGUAUCAGUGCGAUCACAGAUCACAAAAUUGACUUUCUACAAAAAGACUAAAAGGGCUCUAAAAAUAAAACCAGGAAACAGUGUAGCUACAUUGCACUUAACUCUUGUGACUAGAGAAAGUUUUAUUGGAUAGCAUUUUCAUGGAUGUAAUGCUCUUGACAGACAUCACACAGUGACAGAGAAAAGACUGUUUUGCUGUUCAUUUUGUCUCUUAUUUGA